Messenger RNA from Quercus robur (English oak), 1994 nucleotides. RefSeq lists its product as uncharacterized. Lineage: Eukaryota; Viridiplantae; Streptophyta; Magnoliopsida; Fagales; Fagaceae. The record is from RefSeq and is a predicted model, not a curated record. Bases 258 to 1793 code for a protein of 511 amino acids. The transcript is spliced from 9 exons.
GAGAGAGAGAGAGAGAGAUGAGUUGAAAAAUAAGAAGAAAAAACACCUGGGUUGUGAUUGGGACGCCUAAAUCCAAAUCCAAAUCGAAUCCUCAUCACUCUUUUUAUGACGCUCUGCUAUUCUCUACCAAUUUCAUCAAACUUACUUACUUCCCUUCUCCUUCAUUGAAAUCUGAUAUGCUUGGUGUUGAAAAGGCUUAUUCCAGUUGAUAAUACGCAAUGUGUUGAUUGAGGAGGGGGGGACUGAAAUUGUUAUCAAUGGCAGAAUGUGUUUCUUCACCAUCAUGUCUCAUCAACCACAGAGGCUGCACGCCCCACCAGAAUUUGACUUUCAGAAUGCCACAAAGUUAUAGAAAGUAUUCCUAUGGAACCUGUAAAGUUCUCCGGAUCUCUACAUGGAAAAUGUGGGAGCUUACUCAUAGUGUCUCAUAUUUGAAACUAAGUCCUUGUCUCAGGGGAACUUCCUUGAAGGGUACUUGCUUGGGGUCUUUGGUAAACCCGGAUGGUGCAACAACCUCUGAUUGGAUACCUGUUGUUGAUCAAGUACUUCUGAUGGCCAGUGUAUUUCUCACAUACACUGCUGGAGUCAUUCCUGUGCGGAAGAAGUCUUUUCUAAAAUUUCCAAAGAACAUCUACAAUGAUGAUGUAGUCUCUGGAACCUCUUCUGGUAGUGCCAUGAAGAAUGAUGAUCAACUUGAUUCAAAGUAUGCCUUGAAUGUAGUGAAAGGAAAACUUUUGGACUCUCUAAAAGCUCUUGAACAUUGCCAAAAUUUGGAGGAGAGGGUCCAUGAACUUGAAGAACACCGUGCUAAGGGACCUUUAAGUUUGAAUGCUGUUCCUGAGGGUCCAAGACUGCAUUUGCUUUGGGCUUCUUUUCAGCAAGUUGAGGAAGAGGUGACUAACAUCUCAUCAAUUCCCAAAACUGCCAAGAUGGAAGAUUGGUUGAUUGUUUUCCCUGAUAUUAUUCAAAGAUCCUGUCAGCCUGUAUGCAUGGCAUGGCUGGAAAACGUGCUUUGCCUUGAAAACAGCACCACUAGCAAGGAACUUGCUUCUCUGAUAUAUGAAAAGUUAAAAGGAGAAGACACUGUUUUACAGAACAUUAGAAAGUCAGGCAAAGGAGACCUAUAUGCAGAAUUAUUGUGCUUUUUAAGAUUUGGCUCUCAGAGGGAGGACUGCUGUUAUGACAAUAGCAUAUUUCUUUUGCAUGGAGUUUCCAUAUUGGAAGAUUUGGUGAUAACUUUAGCUGAUGGGAUUGCAAGCAUAUUUUUGGAGCUUAUCUCUGUUGACGGCAAUUUGUCAAAUGAAAUGAAUAGCCUAGGUCUGGCAUUGUGUACUUUGUCUACCCGGGCACUCCAAAGAUUACGAAAUGAGGUGGCUUUGAGCCAGUGGUUGUAUCUAAAUGUGGAGGCAGUUGUAUCAAUGUAUGAAGAUCGCUUUGACCUAUGGACACUACAGAAUCAACUCAUUGAAGCACCAGGAAAUAGCCAGACCGAGAAUUAUAGCUGGUGGAAGAGGCUUACCCUGCGAAAAUUUGAUACUGUGUCAUCUCCAAUACAUUAUAUCGGGAUACGCCAAUUCUCCAUGCCUGUAAAGCGGAUGAAGGAAUUAAGGGCCUUAAGAGGGUGGAGAUAUUACUUCAGCCUGUUGCUCGAGUUAUCUGACAUUAGCAUGCCAUUGAUUAAAGCCGUUAUUGGCAAAGUCAGCGAUGCCAUCUCAUUCUUUCUGGUAUGUUUGAUUGGGAGGUCAUUAGGACUCAUCUAUACUGGAAUUAGGCAGUCACUGCGAUGGAAGUGAUAUAAAAUGGUACAUUUUUUGUUGUUUAUCGCAAUUUCUAUAAUGCUUGAUUGGCAGGUCAUUAUUGUUUAUCGUAUUUCUGCCAUGGCACUUUGAUUUGGGCUCAUUCAGAUCCAUUAAUGUCUGGACCAUUUUGAGGCUUCCCUCACAUGCAUUGGUUGAUAAAUGCCAAAAUCUGAAUCAAUUUUAAGGUUUUCAUAA